Cynara cardunculus var. scolymus (artichoke) is the source of this 1613-nucleotide messenger RNA. RefSeq names its product UV radiation resistance-associated gene protein. The record is from RefSeq and is a predicted model, not a curated record. The transcript is spliced from 6 exons. Gene Ontology annotation, biological process: SNARE complex assembly. Gene Ontology annotation, molecular function: SNARE binding. Bases 280 to 1356 code for a protein of 358 amino acids. Gene Ontology annotation, cellular component: endosome; lytic vacuole. Lineage: Eukaryota; Viridiplantae; Streptophyta; Magnoliopsida; Asterales; Asteraceae.
CCAAAAUCUAAAUCCCUAAAUCGAGGAAACAGUAAACUGAUUUCGGGUUCACACCACCUCGAAUCAAUUGGAGAUAACGUUCAAAUCGAAGUCUCGAAGAAAUUCUGUAUCUAUAAUUGCACGAAUCAGUAACAAUGGUCUUUAACCCCUAAAAUUUCCCUUAUUUCUUCAGGAGGAUGGUGAGGUGGGUUCACGAUGAUCUACUACUACUCUUGAUCAAUUGUCCCACGCACCUUCAAAAUCUAUCAUCAUCACCAUCAUCAAUUACUUCACUUAUUGAUGGAAUCGAAGAAGAAAGCCGUAGAAGAAAAAACCAAGAAUCGCGAGGAGAAAGUGAAGAUCGUUCAAUGGGAAGAUUUUCAACAAGAGCUUGCUCGUCUUUCGAGUCUAUCGUCUGCCCUUAGCGAAGCUAAUCAGAAGAAGUCUUUGAUCCAAGAGAAGCUUAACUCCCAUUUACAGUUAGAAGCAGAGUCAUUAAGUCGGUCAAACAAACUAGAUGAGAUGCGGGAAAAUUUGGAAGCUCGAAAAUUAGUUAUGGGAAACAUGUCAAUGCGUUCAAAAGUUGUACAAGAAAAGGCUAAAAAACAGGAGGAGCAACUUAACUCUGAGAUUAGAUCUCUGCUCAUGGCUGGAACCUCUCUCUCCGUAGCUAGCAGGAGCUUGCAGGAAGCAAAUAAUUCAUUGGCUGGAGAAAGAGGGUAUGGUCAUCUACGGAAUUUGCAGAAGUUGCUGAGGAUGAGACAACAGUUCAUGGUGUCACAAAUUUCAUUGCUUUAUCCUGUGAAGGUCGUGACUGGGCUCACGUGUGAGCAAGAACUUGAAUCAUUUUCCGGAAGCAGUAAAUCAGGGAAUCCUUCUGGAUUGAAACCUCUGGAUGCAGGAUCUUUGACUAUUUCAGGUCUUCAACUCACUGUGCUCCCUUUUAAGAAGUUGAGUUUUUUCACCGAUAAGAAGGAAGUCCAGAGAUCAGCAACUGCCCUCGGUUAUGUUGCACAUAUUCAUGUUUUGCAGGCUGUUUCACUCAUUGCUUUCUAUUUAGAAAUUCCUUUGCGAUACCCAUUACGAUUAGGAGGUUCUCGUACAUACAUAUGUGAUUAUGCUCCCUCAGUGGAGUCCACAUCAUCUGAUUUUACGUCUAUCUCAUUACCUUCCUCAAGUUCAAAGCCGAUGGAAUUUCCCCUAUUCUUGGAAGGGCAGGACACCACAAGAUCAGCUUAUGCAGUAUUUCUAUUAAACAAGGAUUUGGAGCAAUUGUUGAACUUCAUCGGUGUUGAAAGUUUAGGGCCACGGCACGUUCUGGCUAAUCUGAAGGAACUGCUAAACAACAUCCUUUCUCAAGAAUACAUCAACUCAUAACCAGAUCUUCGAUUUCUUCUGUAAGUUUAUUGUAUAUGGUUUUCUUUGUAUUCUUACACGGUGCUUGUUUUUCCCCCAUGGAGCGCCUUCGGAUGUUUGAAUUCCUGUGCUACUUAACUUGAAUCGUUAACGAACACGAUGUUUUUGAAAUUGCAAACUUGAAAACCGUAGUUAGGAAAUGUAGGUCAAAUUCGAUAAGACCAUUAGGAGGGUUUAGUGAUAUUUAUACGAGGAUUGUCUUGAAUAAACGUUCUGAA